Sporisorium graminicola is the source of this 405-nucleotide messenger RNA. RefSeq lists its product as uncharacterized. The coding region runs from base 1 to 405 and encodes 134 amino acids. The transcript is spliced from 6 exons. Gene Ontology annotation, biological process: C-terminal protein lipidation; autophagy of mitochondrion; autophagosome assembly. The record is from RefSeq and is a predicted model, not a curated record. NCBI's taxonomy places the organism in Eukaryota, Fungi, Basidiomycota, Ustilaginomycetes, Ustilaginales, Ustilaginaceae. Gene Ontology annotation, cellular component: cytoplasm; Atg12-Atg5-Atg16 complex; phagophore assembly site membrane.
AUGACGACGACCUUCAACACAUUGACGCCGAGCCAAGAGGCGGAUCGACAGCUUGGUUCUGCAGCUACAAUAGCGUCCAACGCCAGCCCAACAGCAGCGGCAUUGCAAGCGCUCGAGCAGUAUAAGAAGCGCGACUCGUCCAAAGUCGUUGUUCGGUUCAAAGCGAUCGGCAAUGCUCCCAUCAUGAAGAAUAACCACUUCCGCAUCACAGCAUUCAACCGCUUCCAGGCCGUCACCGUCUUCUUGCGCAAGGAGCUCAAUUUCAAGCCCACCGACUCACUCUUCUUGUAUAUCAACGCCUCCUUCAGUCCGGCGCCAGACGACACUGUGGGCAAUCUAUACAGGUGUUUUGGCACGGAAGGUCAUCUCAUAGUCAACUACAGCACGACCGCUGCUUGGGGCUAG